Paramuricea clavata is the source of this 1122-nucleotide messenger RNA. The record is from the annotation of a GenBank genome assembly. Lineage: Eukaryota; Metazoa; Cnidaria; Anthozoa; Malacalcyonacea; Plexauridae.
AUGAAAAACUUCAACGUUGAUAGAUUCAAAAAUGAAUUAACCAGUUUACCAUGGUCACUUGUUGAUAAUCUUGAAAAUGCAAAUGACCGAUGGGAAUUGUGGAAAUCGAUGUUUAUGAAUGUUGUUGAUAAUCACGCUCCAUUAAAACGUAAACGGCUUAGAAAUAAAAAAAGUCCCUGGAUGAAUGCAAAUCUAAAACAAUUAUUUUUGCAAAGAGACAAACUUAAGAAAUUAGCGGUGGUGUCAAAAAAUCCAGCUGACUGGAAAAAAUUCAAAGAUGCGAGAAAUACGUGCAAUAAUAAAAUUAGACAAGCAAAAACCGAUUAUUACCAUCAAUAUUUUAAAACAAAUUCGGGAAAUCCAAAAGAAAUUUGGAAAUCAAUCAAUGAGCUAAUGUCUCGUAAUGCUAAGUCAGACGAGAUCACUCAUCUUACGUGCAAUGAUAGAGUGAUCAGUGAUUCAGCUGACUUAACAGAGUGUUUUAAUAAUCAUUUUGCAGAAAUUGGGUUGAAAUUGAAACCUGAUGAACCGGAUGAAUUAAAUAAUUGCAGUUUCGGUGAUUAUUUAAAACAAGCGGAUACGGUUUUCACGUUAGAUUUGACAACACCAAGUGCUGUUUUUAAGUUACUCUCUUCAUUGCAGGAAGGAAAAGCAAUGGAUCUUGAUGAGAUUCCGGCUAAAUUGUUAAAAUGUGCCGCGUCAGUGAUAUCUGACUCAUUAUGCAACUUAUUUAACUGCUCAAUAGCAACUGGUGUAUUUCCAGAUGAUUGGAAAAUUGCAAAAGUUAAGCCACUUCAUAAAGGAGAUGCAAAAGAUCUUUUAAAUAACUACAGACCAAUUUCUGUUCUAAGUGCUGUGAGCAAAAUCUUUGAACGAAUCGUUUAUGACCAGUUGCAAGCAUACCUUAAUAAAAAUGGCCUUAUUUAUGAUAAACAGUCUGGAUUUAGGCCAGUUCACUCCACCACAAGCGCACUUUUGGACGCAACUACAGAAUGGUUAAGCAAUAUGGAUAAAGGUCAAUUGAAUUCUGUAGUGUUUCUUGAUUUGGCCAAGGCAUUUGAUACGGUGGAUCAUGAGAUUUUGUUGACGGCAAACUUCAGAUUUAUGGAGUUGAUUCAAUGA